Molecule: messenger RNA, 809 nt
Organism: Malania oleifera
Lineage: Eukaryota; Viridiplantae; Streptophyta; Magnoliopsida; Santalales; Ximeniaceae
Product: stress enhanced protein 2, chloroplastic
Exons: 2
Coding region: 120-680 (186 amino acids)
Biological process (GO): cellular response to high light intensity
Source: RefSeq, a predicted model, not a curated record
GUGGAUUCGUAUGCACCGUGAUCCGUGAGUACUCAAAUAUUGACCCGCCAAACCACUAGAAUAUCGCGGCAGAUUCUAGAGACUCUCCAGCUCCGGUUCGCCUGAGAUCCGACUACCUGAUGGCAACCGCGGCUCGGGCGAUCUUCAGCGAGUUGAGGGCGCAGAAACCGGCAACUCCGGUCCAGAGGUCUCGAUCCGCCGAAUCUCCCCCGGAAAAUGUGAAGAUCGUUCUGCAGCCUCGCCUCUGCACGCUCAGAUCGUACGGUUCGGAGCCCGCGGGAGUGGUCAGGAAGAGGCGGGACGGCGACGCGGGCGACGGCGUUUCGCCGUUCUUCGCUACUCUGUCGGAGUACAUCGAGAGCUCGAAGGAGAGUCAAGACUUCGAGAUCAUCUCUGGUCGACUAGCUAUGAUCAUCUUUGCAGCAACGAUGACGAUGGAGGUGGCAACAGGAAACACCUUGUUCAGGAAGAUGGAUUUACAAGGGAUUGCCGAAGCAGGCGGCGUGUGCGUGGGAGCUGUAACUUGUGCUGCAAUUUUUGCUUGGUUCUCAACUGCUCGAAAUAGGGUAGGCAGAAUCUUCACUGUUAGUUGCAAUACAUUUUUCGAUUCGCUGAUUGACCAAAUUAUUGAUGGUUUGUUUUAUGAAGGUGAGCUUAGUGAUUGGUCUGAUGAGCUUUGAGACAACCUAUAGUGUAUAUAUAUUGUUACAGAAACAGGGCAAUUAAGUUUCCAGAGAUUAGGUACUCUCUUGACACUUGUGUAAACAUGGAAAGUUAUGCACUAGAAUUCAAGAAUGUAAUUAGGUCUA